This is a messenger RNA of Nezara viridula (southern green stink bug), 1221 nucleotides long. The record is from the annotation of a GenBank genome assembly. Lineage: Eukaryota; Metazoa; Arthropoda; Insecta; Hemiptera; Pentatomidae.
CUAUUCCAGCUCCGUUAUCCUUUGAUAUUGUUUAUAUAUAGCUUGUCGAGUAGCGAAGAACAAGUAACAAACAUCCAGUCACUAUUCACUUCAAAUCUAGUCAAGAUGUCUAUCGUCGUAUCUCCCGUGUCAUCUCCUACUAAUAUUAAAGAUGUGGCAUUGGAUAAUUUUGGACUAUCAAAAGAUCAGGAAAAGAUAAAGGAGUAUUUCAGAUCUCUUGCAGUUGGGGUUCGCCAAGUAGAUGAUCCAUUCUUUGAUGAAGGCAACGAAGUCUGUGGUAUAUAUAAAAAGAUUGGAAUUAUUGAUGAAGAUGAAGAAGAUCUUUGUCAUGAAGUGAUGAAAACUUUCAAAUGUGAUGUACCAAACUGCCAAUUGGAAUUUGAUAAUCUGCUGAAUUAUGAUCUACAUUACAAUUCAAGUCACAGAUAUUCUUGCUCUGAGUGCAAAAAGCAACUUCCAUCACCACAUCUCUUGGAUUUGCAUAUUUCUGAAACUCAUGAUUCAUUCUUUAAAGCUGCAUCAGAAAGAAAGCCAAUGUUCAAAUGCUUUGUGGAGGAUUGUCCUGCUGUCAGCUUGACUCCAAAAGAUAGGAGAAGUCAUUGCAUCGAAGAUCAUAAAUUUCCACAUGAUUUUAAAUUUGAUGCAGGACGGUAAGAAAAUCACCCAAAAAGAAAACCAAUACAUCUAAAAAGGAAUCAUCUGAAAUUGAAGUUAAACCAGGUAGUAGCAGUGGAUCUUUCACAUUUGGUCAUAAGAAAACAGGCAAAACUUUCAUGUCAACAAAUAAAAAUAAAAAACCUGAGAAACCAAUCGAAUUACAAGAAUUGAUGGAAACCCUUCCAUCAAUUUCUGACAAACCUGAAUAAAAUGGUGGCUUUCUGUUCAUUAAUUAUGAGUUACAUGUUAAUUAUGUAUGUCCUUAGUAUUCUACAAUAUUUUGCAAUUAUUAUUGAAUAUAUUUUUGAUAAAACUUAUCUAACAACCCAUAAUAUGUACACUUUUUUAAAAAAAUAAUAUGUUUAGAUUUUUCUUGAAAACAUAUUAAAACAAAAUGUGUUCUGCUUCACUACUACUGAUUCAAUUAUUCAUUGUGAAUUAUAUAACAACUUAAAAAUUUGGUAACUUUACACUAGAACUUAUUGAAUUUGUAACUAAUAUAUAUCAGGUUAAUAAUAAUGGAUGUAAUUAUUGUAACUUUCAGAUUAAAAAUUUCAGAAAUAA